AUGAGUGGUGGAGAAUCUCAACUGCUACCAGCAGCAGUGGCAACACCAUCUCUUCUCUCAAAUAACUCUCUGUCAUCAUCUUCUUCAAGUAAUAGACAAUUGAAUGGUGGUGAUUUAUCAUCAGUUAUGAUGGCUGCUCUUCAAUCUUCAUCGGAUCAUUCUUUGGAUCAAUUAUUUACCGAUAAUACUAACAAUACAUUUCCAACAUCAUCAUCUUCAAUAACACCAAAUAAUAGUGAUAAUGCUACAAGUAUUUUACUUUUCCUAUCUAAUGCAGGAAGUGUAAUUGCAAAAAGCGAAAUUGCUUCGGUUUCAGAAAGAGUAAAAGGCUGGAUUAAAAAGAUUUCUCAAUCAAGUAAUCAAAUUAGAUUUCAUUUACAAUUUAAUAUUAGUUUAACUCUUGGACAAAUACUUAAAUAUGGAAUUCCGAUUACUGCUGUAUUAUUAUAUUGUAUAUAUAAAUUAAUUAAAUAUGUAAAAUAUAAGUAUUUAAGAGAUAAAUCAAAGGAUAUUUCAAAUCCGAAUAAUAAGUAUAGAAUAUCCUUACGAAAACUUUGGAAGAAGAAUACAAAGGCUUCUAGUCAAGAUAUUAUGGACCAAUCUGAUGAGGAAAACUCAAUGUAUAGUAAAAAUGUAAUUGUGGAUGAUUCAAAAUCUGUACAAACUAACUCGGAAUAUGCAUUUCCUAUUUCAUCUAGUUAUUCAUUUAAUGAGAAAACAAUUAAUGGUGUUAAGGGUGUAAUGCUCAAUUCAGGAAGAUGGUUAUCAUAUGAAGAAUAUGGAAACACUUCAACUAAAACAAGAGUUGUCUUCUUUUUCCAUUCUAUUGGUCAAUCUAGAUUGGAAACUCCAACCAAUGAACAUGAUAGUAUUGGUAAAAGAUAUGGAAUUAGAUUUAUUCAUGUUGAUAGACCAGGAUAUGGUCAAUCAAGUCAACAAAAAUCAAGAAGUUUUUUAUCAUUUGCGAGAGACAUUGCACAAAUGUCAAAUAUAUUAGACAUUGAACAGUAUUCAGUUAUUGGAGUGUCUUCUGGAAGCUGUUAUGCAUGGGCUUGUGCCUAUUUAAAUAUUGAUAAUAAGGUAGUUUCUUGCAGUAUAUUAAGUGGAGAACUACCAUACUUGUAUAUACCUCCGUCUCAAACCUCUAGGUUUCUAAAAGAUACUUCAUUACUUGUAAAUUAUUUACCGAAAUUUAUAUUUAAAGGAUUAUUGAAUACUGCACUCAAAAGUACUGUAUUUAGUGAGCCUGAAAGAUUUUCAGGAUAUGUGAGACAAAGUUCUUACUUUUCAAAAGAAAAUAUUGAAGAUUUGCAAAACUUUUGCAGUAAUUGCGUAUUGAGCAUGAGAGAAGGAAUGAAUGCUUUUGGAGUUACAGAAGUAAUCAGAGAGCUUAAAAUGGAGAGAGAAGAUUGGAACUUUUCACUUAAAGAUGUAUCAAUACCUGUUCAUAUGUGGCAUGGAGAACAUUCUCUGAUACUACCACUACCUUUGCUUAAAUCUGCCAUUCCAAGUUUAAUUAGUGAUAGGUACAAUGAGUUUAGAGUAACAGAAAACAAGAUCAACUCUCAAAAACAAUCAAAAAAGUCAUCAAACUCAAAUACUUCCCAAGGUCUUCACAGAAUAGGUUCUACAGAAACAAUUGAGACGAUGACAACCUCUGUAACUGUUGAGACAAAAACAAAAACUGAAGAGUCCUCAAACAAUAAUUACAGAUACACAAAUGUCAAUCUUCAUACUGUGGCAGAUCAUGGUCAUUUGUUCUGGAGAAGUGCUACAAUGUUUGAAGAAGUUGUCAAAUCAAUAUCUGAACAUUUGGAAACAAUUUAUGAUAACAACAGCUAUUUUUCAGAAACUACCUCGAUAUUUGAAUUUAGAACUGACUUUUAAUAAAUUAAUGAUCUUCGUGGCCU
Naegleria gruberi is the source of this 1910-nucleotide messenger RNA. RefSeq lists its product as uncharacterized. The coding region runs from base 1 to 1887 and encodes 628 amino acids. The transcript has a single exon. The record is from RefSeq and is a predicted model, not a curated record. NCBI's taxonomy places the organism in Eukaryota, Heterolobosea, Eutetramitea, Acrasida, Naegleriidae.